AUCACGCUCACCGGGACGCUCGAGGACUGGCAGCAGCUCCGUGCGCGCGCCGAGGCGCUUGGGGAGAAGAUGAUGCCGGAGUUCCGCGACAAGUGGAUGGCGUGCCUGCUCCCGGUCCUCGAUGAGUUCGUCAACAGCUACCGCGGCGAGGUCAACUUUUCGUUCUGGCAGACGAUGGUGAAGCUGCGGAGCACCGGCGGUGGCUCGGGCUCGCACUCUUUCAUCAGCGGCUGGAUCAGCAUCCUCUAUCCCUACCUCGCGAAUGGCCAAGCCAACAUUCUCCGGCCGUGGGCGGAGAUGUUUUUCCACGGCCCUGAAUCGUCCGAUUUCCCGGCGACGACCUCGAGCGUGCCGUGCGACUGGGAGUACCACGGAACACAGUACGACCUUCACUUCCACGCCGGAAUCAUCGGCUUCACGCAGGACAGCGACACUGGCUCGCUCGAGCCGGUUCUCGGCUGGUCGGCUACGCACGAUCCGAAUUCGGAUCCCGAAUCGCGCCUCGCCUAUCUUGAGCGCGAGAUCGUCGAGAUCCGCAAGGGCCACCCGGCUGCCGAAACCAAGGACGGCGAGGAGGAGGGCGAGGAGGAGGGCGAGGAGGAGGGCGACCGGAACGCAGCGGUGCGCAUUCGCACGAUGCAGCGCGAGGUUAAGCAGCUGAAGCGCGCGCUGAAAUCGACUGCGGACUCCUGACUUGCUGUAUGCUGACCCCCCUCCCCUGGUGCGACGGCACGAAGAUCUGGAGAAAGAAAGGACUUGCCGCAUCAUCAUGUGACCAGAGUUUAUGUAUAAAAGCUUGUGCUGUGAUCGAGCACUUCCCGAACCGCCGCCAAGUGUAUCGUCAAACUAUGUACCACCGCGUGCAUGAUGACAGGGAGGUGGGGCGCCUCCUCCUGUGGUUCCCAGGCGCCCUCAAAUGGAUGACGUGCGUCCUCGUGACGGACGAUCCAGCAGACGCGCCCUUCGGCCUUAGCGCGGAGCUCGACCAUGUGACGGUGGUCGAGGUUGGCUACAACGGCCGCCUGUCCCGAGCCUGGCCAUCCUGUAGAUACCUGGU
Emiliania huxleyi CCMP1516 is the source of this 1057-nucleotide messenger RNA. RefSeq lists its product as hypothetical. Lineage: Eukaryota; Haptophyta; Isochrysidales; Noelaerhabdaceae. The transcript has a single exon. The coding region runs from base 70 to 693 and encodes 207 amino acids. The record is from RefSeq and is a predicted model, not a curated record.